AUGUCCACUCGGUCUGGAAAGCGUCUUCAUAACUCACCCGGAUCAGAAUUAAAUCAAGAUGUAAAAAUCGAAAGAAAAACUCGUAGGCACAAACAAAAAGAAAAUUGUAAUGAUACAACCGUGUCUAAGAAAAAACAUUAUGUUUUACGAUAUCCGUCUGAGGAAGAAAUUAGCAAUGAUGCUAGCAGCCAAAUGACCCUCCGAAACCGUAAAUCGCGUAGAAAUACUCUAAGCGAAGUAACAGUCAAUGAUGUUGAUAUCGCGAAACCUAUCAAAAUAAACCGACGGAAAAAAGCUGUUGAAAAUGAUAACUUAUCACAAAAAACAAGUAAGAAAUCAAAGAAAAAGAAAAUUGUAAAAAGUAUUGCUCUAGAAAAUGAUAGUAAGGCUGCAAUUGAGGCUAAAGUAAUGAAAAAGAAAACAAGCUCUGGUUCGGUUGUCAUAGAAGAUUUAAAUAAUCAAAACAUAAAUAAUAAUUCAGUAAACAACGGUAAUAUUUCUGUUGAUUCUUUCCACAGUGCUGCUGCCAGCAAUGUUGGUAGCCCUGAGGAGCUUGUGUUAAAAAACAUAUGUAAUUUAAAACCAUCUGUUGAAAGCAUAUUUCUCAUUAAAGAGAAUAUGGAAUUCUCUACUGAUUGUCAGCAGAAAAAAGUUCAGAAAGGUAUUAAUAAAAGUAAGCGACAAGAUAGAAAUACUCUAUGCAAAGAUGAUGAUAAAAAGUUAAUUCAAAGUAAAUGUGUUCCAAAAGAAAACUGUUAUAAUACAGAAGAGGACAGUCAUAAUGCAUCUGCCUUCAACAUAUUAUUUGAAAGUAAUAAGAAAAGCAGAUCAAGUUUUAAAAAUUCCACAUUUACUGACCUAUCUACAGAUAAUAUCGUAAACCCAUUAACUUUAAUGGAAGACCAGGCAGACAAGAAAAAUUCAUCCCUUAGAGAUUAUGACAAUAUUGAAAAUUCAACAAAAGGCUGUAAAUACAACAGUUUACAAAGGAACAGAUACUCAAAUGAUAAUACAUUAUUGGAAAUGAUCUAUAAACUAGAAAAGAAACAAAAUGAGAAUGACUUACAGAAGAAAAGCAUUUCAAAAUAUGAAUCUCCAGCAGUUGAUUCUACAUUUGAAAAACAAACAACUCUUGAUAAACAUACAAGUAAUAUUCCUACUGUCACUAAGUCAACUGUUAAUAAACCUACCAAAAAGAAAACCUCCAAUACGCCUAAUACACCAAUAAGAAAUAGAUUAAAUUCAAAUGAAAACUCAAAUACAGUACAAAAUGGCACAAACAAUGUAACAUUUGAAAAGGAUGUGGUAGCUUAUACAUUUGAUAAUAUUAAUUUGCAUGAAUCAGACAGCAUUCGGACAUCUAAUUCUGCAGAUUUACUACAGAUUGAUACUCAAAUUAAAUUAAACACAACUUUUGAAAAAGAAGGUACCAAUUUGAACAGUACUUUUGAUAAAGAAGGUACCAAUUUGAACAGUACUUUUGAUAAAGAAGGUACCAAUUUGAACAGUACUUUUGAUAAAGAAGGUACCAAUUUGAACAGUACUUUUGAUAAAGCUGAAGAAGUCUCAUCAUCAAUAAUAACUUCUGAUUCAUUAAUAACUAAUGACAAAUCAAUGUCACGCAUCAGUAUUACAAGUGAUGAAUCGGAAAGAGGUAACAUUAAUAACAUUACUCCAGUUAUUGUUGAGAGUAGCCUGGAUGAAUCCAAAAUUAUUUAUAAAAGUCCAAAUAUCACUAAUAAGGAGACAGUAAAAUCGCCACCAUCUGACUGUGUACCUGAUCAGAUAACACCUUCAACUUCACUGCAGCGCGAGGGGACCUUUACUAAAGAAUCACAUACAGGUUUGACAUGUCCAAAAGAGUUAAGUACAUCCCCGGGACGGACACCAUUCCCUUCCUCAAAGCGCAGUUCAUACAAAAAGGCAGUUUUUAAUGACACACGAUCUAUUGAAAAGACUCGAAAGUUAUCUAUUGCUGAGCUUCCACACGCCACAAGAGUUAUGUUCUGUAGCCCCAUCAAUACUCCGAUGAUAACAAGUCAAAUAAAAGGCAAAGUUAUUAAAUCUAGUAUGAAAGGAUCAAACAAAAGUUUUGUGUUAAAUGAUCAAGAACCGUGUCGUGUCAGCUCAGUUCGCAAAAGGUCAUACACUCACAGUGGCUCGGAUGGCCUAGACUUCAAGCGGCAAAGAUUAGGUGAAGGGUCUUCAAACAGAGUGUCUCGCUCCAGGACCUCAAGUGCUUCAGGAAAAAUCCAAAACACUCCAACAAAAUUAACCCCAGCCAAGUCCAAAUCCGAGAUCGCCCGCGUGGCUAGAAAGAAGCUGCCCAAUUUCGCCGCCCUGCAUCAGAAGCAAUUCGAUAAGAUGGAGUCUCUCGAUGAGUGUCAGGAACGCAAGGCUCGUCGCGCUCUUCUGUUGGCUGCCGGCACUUCGGCUGCCACCAAGGACAGAGAUUCGAAGGCUGAGAGAAAACAAUCUGAGAUGAACCAUACAUUACUAUCUGUGAACCCUGGAUACACGAGAUUCGGCUUCAGGAUGAAAUCUGACGUCAACCCGUUCACGACCGACUCUAAAGUGACCGAAUAUUCGAAACUAUCUCUAAAUACAACAAAUGCGAAUUCGUCUAAAAUUGUCGUUAAACCAAAAGGACCGCCGAACGAUUCGAAGAGACACGCUAAAUUGCCUUCCCUCAACGGCAGCACGGCUCGGAAGGAGAUAGCGAAACAGACUGUAAUGAGAGAAAAGUCGUUCGCAGAGAAGAGAAGUGCCAGCCGAAACGAGAACAGAACUAUAAUUAAGGGUGUGAGAACGAACCGACGCUUCGAGUUGCAGAUGCAAAUGCGGAAUCUUAAUUGA
Messenger RNA from Pieris macdunnoughi, 2856 nucleotides. The record is from the annotation of a GenBank genome assembly. NCBI's taxonomy places the organism in Eukaryota, Metazoa, Arthropoda, Insecta, Lepidoptera, Pieridae.